AUGGCGUUCAAUCUGCAGCAGAUGAUGGCUUCGCUCGGUGCAGCAUCUGAGCCCGCAGAUUCGGCUGCAGCCGCAGACAAAUGCAUCUUGUCGUACCGCCAUGCACCUGUAAUUGAAAGUAAUACACAGGCUGCCGAUAGCGUCACCCAAGAGACACAGACGGUGCCAUGGACAUGUACCUUUCACAAUCCCAACCAGCACUCACUCGAAGCCACAAUCACUGACAGGACGUUGCAAUCUGCUUCCUCGGCUCAAGACUAUCGUUUUGCCAUUCCGCCGCGGGCCACGCUCUUUCUGAGCGACUCGACUGCCUCGGAUGCCUUCCGUUGGUCGUUUCGUCGACUCACAGACGAGUAUUCGCUUGCACGGCAUUUUGACCUUGUACUACUAGAUCCACCAUGGCCGAAUCGGUCGGCCAAGCGCAAAGGCACGUACGAGCAGGUCGGAGGUAUGCCGUACCUCAAGCGAAUGCUACUCAACAUGCAUCUCGACAUGUACCUGGAACACAACGCACUGCAACAUGUGCUCGGUCCCGGCGGGCUGUUUGAGGCGUGGAACGUGGGACUAAUGGAAGAAUGGAUAUGGAUCAAGACGACGACCAAAGGCGAGCCCAUGUUUGAUAUUGACAGCCCCAUGCGCAAGCCCUAUGAGAUGUUGCUGCUGGGUCGUGCAGCACCAAACUCGUGGUCACGCAUGGCACAUGCACCUGUGGUCAAGCGCAGAGUCAUUGCCGCCGUGCCAGACGUACACUCACGCAAGCCCUGUCUCAAGUCCUUACUCGAACCCUAUUUGGUGGACCCAACAGACUACACUGCGCUCGAGGUGUUUUCUCGCUACCUAGUCAGUGGUUGGACAUCAUGGGGAAAUGAGGUGCUCAAGUACAACUGGGACGGCUACUGGGUCAAGGCCGGAAGUGCAGAGAACUAAAGAGUAGCAAAUCGUCAAUUCAUUC
Messenger RNA from Bipolaris maydis ATCC 48331, 952 nucleotides. The record is from RefSeq and is a predicted model, not a curated record. NCBI's taxonomy places the organism in Eukaryota, Fungi, Ascomycota, Dothideomycetes, Pleosporales, Pleosporaceae.